This is a messenger RNA of Macaca mulatta (Rhesus monkey), 917 nucleotides long. It is a transcript of the gene H2BW2A, whose product is annotated as H2B.W histone 2A. Gene Ontology annotation, cellular component: nucleosome. Gene Ontology annotation, molecular function: protein heterodimerization activity; DNA binding; structural constituent of chromatin. NCBI's taxonomy places the organism in Eukaryota, Metazoa, Chordata, Mammalia, Primates, Cercopithecidae. The record is from RefSeq and is a predicted model, not a curated record.
AUGAAGUGUCACGUAGGGAGUCUCUCAGCAACCCUACCUGCGUUGAAGGUGACUGGAUGGUCCCGUUGCUUAGCAUCUUGUCAACCAAUCACAGUGCGCGUCUGCGGGCCUAAGCGCCCCUUGUGGCCUGGCUUGGAGAAGCCAUUCAACUUUCAUAUUUUGGCAAAGCUCCAUGACAUAGGCCUGGACAAUGAUUUUUUGGAUAGGACUCUGAAAGCCCAGGCAACAAAAGUGAAAAGAAAGGGGACUGUACCCAAGUGUGCCCCCGUUCCCUGGUCCACAACCGUCACUGUCAGGUCUUGCCAUCUAAUGGCCGCUGCCUCUGCCAUGGCUGAGGCUUCCUCUAAGAUGACCGAUGAGGAAGACCAGAGCAUCCAAGAGCCCAAAAACGCCAACUCCACGAUCGUCCAGAAGAAGACGCGAGGGCUCCGAGGUUCCCGCAGGUGCCAUGCCAACCGCCGCAGGGACAGCUUCGGGGACAGCUUUGCCGCCUAUUUCCCCCAGGUGCUGAAGCAGGUUCACCAGGGCCUCAGCCUUUCCCCGGAGUCCGUGAGUGUCAUGGACUCUAUGGUCCAUGACAUAUUGGACCGCAUCGCCACCGAGGCUGGUCGCCUGGCCCGCUACGCCAAGCGUGUGACCAUCACCUCCCGGGACAUCCAGGUGGCCGUGCGCCUACUGCUGCCGGGGAAGAUGGGCAAGUUCGCUGAGGCCCAGGGCACGAAUGCCGCCCUCAGAACUUCAUUAUGUGCGAUAUGGCAACAGAGAAAGUGAAUACGCUGACAUAAGAAGAGAGGUAACCCUCCUAAACGUGUUCAGCACCUCCCUUAUCAUGAAUCCAUGUAAAUAAGCAAACGAGGCCCAGUUACAGUGUAUAUAUAGCUAAAUAAAAUUUUCAGGAAUCCAUUCAUUUUUCAGCU